UAUGAGUGUGGGAAUAAUUUUGGCAACAAGCCACUCUCCACUAACACUGAGAGAACUCACAAAGGACAAACAACCUUUGAGUUUAAUGAGGGAGGGAAAGUAUUCAAGAAACCAAAUCUCUCUCAACAUCGGCAAACACACACGGAAAAGAAAACUUCUGAAAAUAGUCAGUAUGGGAAAUCUUUUUGGCCUGUGUCAGUUCUUCCUAAACAUCAGCAAACAUGCAUAGGAGAAAAACUCUAUGAAUGUAGUGAAUGUGGAAAAACCCUCAGCCACAAGUCAUCUCUCAAAGUACAUAAUAAGAUACACAGGGAGAAACCUUAUGAAUGUACUGAUUGUGGGGAAACUUUCACAAAUAGGUCAGGCCUCACAGUUCAUCAGAGGAUACACACAGGGCAGAAACCCUAUGAAUGCAUUGAAUGUAGAAAAACCUUUAGAUAUAGGUCAUGCCUCACAGGACAUCAGAGAACACACAAAAGGGAGAAACCCUAUGAAUGUAAUGAAUGUGGAAAAACUUUUCUCUACAAUUCAUUCCUCAUGGUACAUCAAAGGAUACACACAGGUAUAAGACCCUAUGAAUGCAAUGAAUGUGGGAAAACAUUCUCCAAAAAGCCAAGCUUCAUUUAUCAUCAGAGAACUCAUACUGGGGAGAAACCCUAUGAAUGUAAUGAAUGUGGGAAAUCCUUCUCUGUGAAGUCAAAACUUAGUGUUCAUUAGAGAACUCAAAUGGGGGAAAACCAUGAGUGUAGUGAAUGUGGAAAAACCUUCUUCCAGAAGUCAUCUCUCAUAGUACAUCAGAGAAUACACACAGGGGAGAAACCUUAUGAAUGUAAUGAAUGUGGGAGAAGUUUUUCCCAGAAGUCAUCCCUUACUGUACAUCAGAAAUCACACAAAGAGGAGAAACCAUUUGAGUGUAUUCAAUGCAGGAAAACAUUUUAUCAGAAAUCACCUCUCACUAAACAUCAAAGAACUCACAGAGGGGAGAAACUUCAUAAAUAUAAGAAUGCAGUAAGACUUUCUAUCACAAGUCAUCCCUUACAGUACAUCAGAGAACUCACACAGGGGAGAAACCCUACAAAUGUAAUAAAUGUGGGGAAACCUUCUACCCUAGGUCAUCUCUCACAGCACAUCAGAAAACACAUACAAGGCAGAAAUCCUGUGAAUCUACAAAUGUGGGAAAACCUUUUAUCAGAAUUGAGAGUUCACUAAUCAAAGCAAUUACACAGAGAAGAAA
Messenger RNA from Equus caballus (horse), 1234 nucleotides. Lineage: Eukaryota; Metazoa; Chordata; Mammalia; Perissodactyla; Equidae. The record is from RefSeq and is a predicted model, not a curated record.